AUGCCCCAAGCCGUCGGCGGCGGCGCCGUCCCCGCCGGUGGCCGCGGUGGCGGCGCCGGUGGCCGCGGUGGCCGAGGCGCCGCGCCGGCCCAAGCCGCCCAAGAAGGCCAAGAAGAAGAAGGACCCCAACGAGCCGCAGAAGCCGGUGUCGGCCUACGCGCUCUUCUUCCGCGACACGCAGGCCGCCAUCAAGGGCCAGAACCCCAACGCCACCUUCGGGGAGGUCUCCAAGAUCGUGGCCUCCAUGUGGGACUCGCUGGGCGAGGAGCAGAAGCAGGUGUACAAGCGCAAGACGGAGGCGGCCAAGAAGGAAUACCUGAAAGCUCUGACGGCCUACAAGGCGACCCUGAGCUCCGCGGAGCCGCCGGACCCCGACCCCUCCCCCUCGGCCGCCCCUCCCCCCCCCCUCCUCCUCCUCCUCCCUCCCCCCCCCUGCCCCUCCCCCCCGGCCGUGCCCAAGCUCCUCCUCCCGGCGCCGGGGGGCGUGGCCUCGGCGGGGGGAGGGGCGGGGCCGCUGCCCCUCCCCCCCCCGCCCUCCCCCGCCGCCCCUCCCCCCCCCUCCGCCCCUCCCCCCUCCCCCGCCGCCCCGCGCGCCGCCCCUCCCCCACCCGCCCCGCGCGCGCGGCUCCACCCCCCCCCCCUGCAGCAAAUGGGGGGGGGGGGGGGGGGAGGGGCGGGGGGGGGAGGGGCGGCCGCGCCCCUCCCCCACCACCACCCCCACCCCGCCCACCCCCACCAGGGCCCCUCCCCCAGGCGCCGCCCCCUCCCCCUCCCCCCCUGCAGGCCAUGCGCGGGCCCCCCCCCCUGCAGAUCAAGGUGCUGCCCCUCCCCCCCCUGCACGCCCUGCCCCCCCCCCCCCCGGGCCCCGCCCCCACCCCCGGGCCCCGCCCCCAGCAGCAGCAGCAGCAGGAGGAGGAGGAAGAGGAGGAGGAAGAGGAAGAGGAGGUGGUGGGGGAGGGGCCCGUGGUGGUGCCGCAGGUGCCGUCGCCGGCGCGCCUGGAGCUGGUGGCCGUGGCCGAGUCGCCGCCGGGCGCGGCCGGGCCCGAGUGGCCGCGGGGCCGCUGCGUCCGCGCCGGCUGCGAGAACGCGCCCGUGGCCAGCGGCGACUGGGACGAGGAGUUCUGCAGCAGCGAGUGCCUGGUGCGGCACUGCCGGGACGUGUUCCUGGCCUGGCUGGCCGCCCGCAGCGCCGGCAGCAGCAGCGUGGUCUUCGUCAAGUGAGGCCCCCCCGCAUUUUGGGGCCGUUUUGGGGCAAUUUCGGGGCUUUUUGGGUCGGCUCGGGGGCAUUAAAAGGAUCUCUCUGCA
This is a messenger RNA of Vidua chalybeata, 1305 nucleotides long. Its product is annotated as basic proline-rich protein-like. Bases 1 to 1221 code for a protein of 406 amino acids. Lineage: Eukaryota; Metazoa; Chordata; Aves; Passeriformes; Viduidae. Gene Ontology annotation, molecular function: chromatin DNA binding. Gene Ontology annotation, biological process: regulation of transcription by RNA polymerase II. The transcript is spliced from 6 exons. Gene Ontology annotation, cellular component: nucleus. The record is from RefSeq and is a predicted model, not a curated record.